GCGGGCGGCGGGGGCCGCAGCGGCCGCGGCGGGGGAGGAGGCGGCGGCGGCGGCGCGGGGCCGCCCGGAGCUGUAGCGGCGCCAUGGAGCGGCCCGGGCGUGGCGGAGGGGGCUGGGCCGCGGGGCAGGGCCGGCAGCAGGCCCGGGAGCACUGCCCAGGGGUGAACAACCGUCCCUACGUGUGCGAGAGCGGGCACUGCUGCGGCGAGAGCGGCUGCUGCACAUACUACUACGAGCUGUGGUGGUUCUGGCUGCUCUGGACCAUCCUGAUCCUGCUGAGCUGCUGCUGCGCGUACCGGCACCGCCGCGCCAAACUGCGGCUGCAGCAGCAGCAGCGCCAGCGCGAGAUCAACCUCAUCGCCUACCACGGUGCCUGCGCCUACCCCGCCUCCAUGAUGGACCUCAGAAUGCUGGCCUUGCUGAAGCUGCCGGCCUACGAGGAGGUGGCCCAGCGCCCCAGCUCGCCGCCGCCGCCGUACAGCACCAUCCUGGCGGGUGCCCGCGCCGCCUCCGGCAGCUUCUCCGCCUCUGGCAGCUCCGGCAGCUCCAGCAGCUGCUCCUGCGGCUCCAGCUGUGCCAGCUCGCCCAGCAGCUCCUCGCUCUCGGCGCAGGCGACGGAGGAGACGGAGCACAGCCGGGACAGCUCGCCCAGCCCGGAGCGCGGCAGCACCGGCACCAGCGCCAGCUGGGAGCUGCCCCCCGCCGCCCCCCCACACAAGCCCCCGCUCUUCUCCACUGCCGUGGGAUUCUGCGAAGCCGACGGCUGCGAUGCCGAGAACGGCAGCACCGAGGCACGGCGGGAAAGCGACGGCGAGCGCUUCCGGCACCGGCGCCUGACGGGGGACUCGGGAAUCGAGGUGGGACGCUGCCAGGAGGAGGAGGAGGAUGGGGAAGGCUCCCAACUCCUGGGAAAAGCCGGCCCUGCGCCCCGGCCCCACGGCGAGGGGCCCGCGCUGCCUGUCUGAACCCACAGUGGGGCCGGACUCUGCCUGCGGAGCGUCCCGCUGCGGCACAGCCGUGCUCCAGGGCGGCCCCGCGCCCUCCGAACUGCUGCCGGGGUGGCGGGGCUGGGGGCUCACGGAGCGACCCCUCCCCAUUCGAGAUGUGGAACCAGCUCCACGCUCCGCAGGGAGGCCCUUCCGCGCCCAGGGGACCGCGGAGCGACCCCCCC
This is a messenger RNA of Cuculus canorus (common cuckoo), 1171 nucleotides long. It is a transcript of the gene WBP1, whose product is annotated as WW domain binding protein 1. Gene Ontology annotation, molecular function: WW domain binding. NCBI's taxonomy places the organism in Eukaryota, Metazoa, Chordata, Aves, Cuculiformes, Cuculidae. The coding region runs from base 84 to 965 and encodes 293 amino acids. The record is from RefSeq and is a predicted model, not a curated record. The transcript is spliced from 4 exons.